AAUAAAAUCAUUUGGAAAAAAGAGACGUGGAAAGCUUUAGUUACUCACACACCGGUAAAUAAAUUAACAAAUUAUACAUAAUUACUUUUUUUAAAAAUUAAUAGUUACCAGAUCCAUAAAUCGAUUGUUGGGAAUAAUAUUUAAAAUUUAUGACUGAGUUAUAAUUUAAAUAUUUUCAAUAAAAUAUUUCACUAAUUAUUUUUUUCAAGUAUCGACACAACGAAUUGUUGACUGUACAAAACACCACAUAAUGGCGGUAAAAGGGCUGGUUGCUAGUAUUAUUAAGUUUUUGAUGCAACAAUUAGAGGAAGGUGAUAUCACAGCAGACUCACGUGAAAGUCUUGAGGUUGCUAUUCAAUGUUUAGAGAGUGCGUACAAUGUCCAAGCUGAUGAUUCACCAGCGAAUUUUGAUUUACUUAAUAGCUACAAAACAGCUGUAGAAAAUUUAAUAACAUUGCCAGCGGGUGAAGCGACGCCUGAAGAAAAAGCUGAAGCUGAAAAAUAUAAAAACGAGGGCAAUAAUUUAAUGGGUAAAGGAAACGUUGAAGAAGCUAUUGAACAUUAUACCAAGGCCAUAAAAUUAGAUGGACGUAAUGCUGUAUAUUAUUGUAAUCGGGCAGCAGCUUAUAGUAAAAUAAAUAAUCAUCGCGAAGCAAUAAAAGACUGCAAGACAGCAUUGGUGAUUGAUAAAAAAUAUAGCAAAGCUUAUGGACGAAUGGGAUUGGCAUACUCGAGUUUGAAUGAACACAAAGAGGCCAAAGAGUGUUACGAGAAAGCGUUGGAAUUAGAACCGACCAACGAGAGCUAUAAAAAUAAUUUGCAUUUAACAGAAGAAAAACUAGCACAGCAGGGUGUCAGUAAUAUUGGCCUUGGUGGCGCUGGUAACGCUGCUGGUUUCCCAGAUAUGAGCACCCUGCUCUCACACCCUGUGUUGAUGAACAUGGCCAGACAAAUGCUGGCCGAUCCUGGAAUGCAGACGGUCAUGAGUGACUUUAUGAGCGGCAAUGUUGAGUCCAACGACCGUAUGGAAGCUCUGAUCCAAGCAGGACAGCAAUUAGCACAACAAAUGCAAAGUGCCAAUCCAGAAUUAAUUGAUUUAUUGAGAAGACAAAUGGGCGGCAACCCAAAUGAUCCAGAUCCUCCACAACAAAAUUGAAUAAAAUCACAUAGAUUGAUAUCGAUUUAUAUAAUUGGUGAUAAACGCAGGCUACUGUAAAAAGAAAAAGUUUUUUUAAAUCUUUUUUAAGUAGUCGCCUGGAUUUUUUUUAACUAUCAGUUUUUUUUGAUUAAAUAAUUUAUAUUAUAUACAUUUGGAUUAUUAAAAAAAAUUUGGUCUCCAUGUAUCCACAUUGUUAACAAAUAUAUAGAAAUCAAUACGUAAUUUAGUUUAAACCAACAGUUCGUUUUUUUUCUCUCUAGCAUUUGCACAAUAAAUUCAAAUUUUUUUGACGUUUUUAUUUCAAAUUCGUAACUAUUUUUUUUUUGAAAUUUUUAUAUUUAUGUCAGACAUUAGAAUUUUAUAUCUUUCAUCUGAAAAUUUGUUUUCAAGGGCAGCGACUUUCAGAACUUUUUAAACAAAAGUUUAAACUUUUAAAAUCUCCCGCCAGACCGCAUCUGCGCAUAAUCAAAUUAAACUCCGCGUCGCCUUCAGAUGUCACUGAGGACUUUAAUCAAAAUUGUUAUUAACAAAACCAAUAAACAUUUAACAGUAAAACAAUUGUUAUCCAACUUCUAGAACAAUAAAAAAACAAUUACAAACAAA
Microplitis mediator is the source of this 1762-nucleotide messenger RNA. RefSeq names its product small glutamine-rich tetratricopeptide repeat-containing protein alpha-like. Lineage: Eukaryota; Metazoa; Arthropoda; Insecta; Hymenoptera; Braconidae. Gene Ontology annotation, cellular component: TRC complex; membrane. Gene Ontology annotation, biological process: post-translational protein targeting to endoplasmic reticulum membrane. The transcript is spliced from 4 exons. Gene Ontology annotation, molecular function: protein binding; molecular adaptor activity. Bases 251 to 1156 code for a protein of 301 amino acids. The record is from RefSeq and is a predicted model, not a curated record.